This is a messenger RNA of Seriola dumerili (greater amberjack), 7010 nucleotides long. RefSeq names its product phospholipid-transporting ATPase ID-like (gene atp8b5a). Bases 142 to 3771 code for a protein of 1209 amino acids. Gene Ontology annotation, molecular function: ATPase-coupled intramembrane lipid carrier activity; ATP hydrolysis activity; ATP binding. Gene Ontology annotation, cellular component: plasma membrane. Gene Ontology annotation, biological process: phospholipid translocation; Golgi organization. Lineage: Eukaryota; Metazoa; Chordata; Actinopteri; Carangiformes; Carangidae. The transcript has 28 exons. The record is from RefSeq and is a predicted model, not a curated record.
AACAUUAGCUCUCGUUACUCCCUCGUAGUUGGGAGAGUUUCUUGGUUGUUGAUUAUUCCCCGGAUCGCAGCCGGGACGCGCCGCACGAAGCCAGGACGCACGACUGGUAUGAUGGAUAGAUAGCAGAAGGAGGAAGAGAAGAUGUCUUUCUUUGGCCUGGACUGUGUCAGGAAGAAAGAGAUAGAGCUGGAGAGGAAACUCCGUGCCAACGACAGAGAAUACAACCUGUCCUUUAAAUAUGCAACAAAUGCCAUCAAGACCUCCAAGUACAACCUGUUCACCUUCCUACCUCUCAACCUGUUUGAGCAAUUCCAGAGGAUCGCAAACGCCUACUUCCUUUUUCUGCUGGUGCUCCAGGUGAUUCCUCAGAUCUCCUCCCUGUCCUGGUUCACCACUGUUGUGCCUCUGGUCCUCGUGCUAUCAGUCACUGCUGCUAAGGAUGCCACUGACGACAUUAACCGUCACAGGAGCGACAAUCAAGUCAACAACAGAAAAGCUCAAGUCCUCAUCGAUAGAAAACUACGCAGCGAGAAAUGGAUGGACGUUCAGGUGGGAGACAUCAUCAAGCUGGAAAACAACCAGUUUGUCACUGCCGAUCUGCUUUUGCUCUCCAGCAGUGAACCACUCAACCUGGUUUACAUCGAGACAGCAGAGCUGGAUGGAGAAACUAACCUGAAGGUGAAGCAGGCCCUGCCGGUCACGGGAGACCUUGGAGAAGACAUUGAAAAACUGGCAGACUUCAACGGCGAGGUACGCUGUGAACCCCCCAACAACCGGCUCGACCGCUUCAUGGGAACACUGACGUUUGCCGGUCAGAAAUACCCGCUGGACAACGAGAAGAUCCUGCUGAGAGGCUGCACCCUGAGGAACACCGAGUGGUGCUUUGGGCUGGUGCUGUUUGGAGGUCCAGAGACAAAGCUAAUGCAGAACUGUGGGAAGAGCACAUUCAAGAGGACCAGUAUAGACCGUCUGAUGAAUGUCCUUGUCCUCUGUAUUUUUGGUUUCCUGGCCUUCAUGUGCACCAUCCUGGCGAUAGGAAACUGGAUCUGGGAGUUGAACGAGGGCUCACAGUUCAUGGUCUUCCUGCCGAGGCAAGACGGCAACGAUGCUGCUUUCUCUGCCUUCCUCACAUUCUGGUCCUACGUCAUCAUCCUCAACACCGUGGUGCCCAUCUCUCUCUAUGUUAGUGUGGAGUUCAUCCGGCUGGGGAACAGCUUCUACAUCGACUGGGACAGGAAGAUGUACUACGCUCGCAGUGACACCCCCGCUGAGGCUCGGACCACCACCUUGAACGAGGAGCUGGGCCAAAUCAAGUAUGUCUUCAGCGACAAAACGGGGACGCUCACUCAGAAUAUCAUGACAUUCAACAAGUGCUCCAUCAACGGCAAAUCCUUCGGAGAUGUGUAUGAUUGCACCGGCCAAAGGCUAGAAAUCACUGAGCAUACAGAGAGGGUGGACUUCUCCUUCAACUCUCUGGCUGAUCCCCGCUUCAUAUUCCACGACCACGCCCUGGUGGAGGCGGUGAAGCUGGAGAACCCAGAGGUGCACUCCUUCUUCAGACUGCUGGCCCUCUGCCACACCGUCAUGGCUGAGGAGAAGAAAGAAGGUGAGCUCUUCUACCAGGCACAGUCUCCAGACGAGGGAGCUUUGGUAACAGCAGCCAGAAACUUUGGUUUUGUCUUCCGCUCACGUACACCGGACAGCGUUUCCAUUGUAGAAAUGGGACAGCAGCGUAGCUACGAACUCCUGGCCAUCCUGGACUUCAACAACGUCCGCAAGAGGAUGUCAGUCAUAGUUCGGACUCCAGAGGGGAAGCUCUCUCUCUACUGUAAAGGUGCAGACACGAUCAUCUACGAGAGGCUGCAUCAGUCCUGCAGCAAGCUGAUGGACGUCACUACAGAGCACCUUAACGAGUUUGCAGGGGAGGGUCUGCGGACGCUGGCGCUGGCCUAUAAGGAUCUGGAUGAGGAGUAUUUCAACCAGUGGCAACAGCGCCACCACGAGGCCAGCACUGCGCUGGACGACCGGGAGAGCAAACUGGACCAGCUGUACGAGGAGAUUGAGAAGGACCUGCUGCUGCUCGGAGCAACAGCCAUAGAAGACAAGUUACAGGACGGAGUACCUCAGACCAUCGAGCUGCUGUCCAAGGCUGACAUCAAAAUCUGGGUUUUGACCGGUGACAAGCAAGAAACGGCAGAAAACAUCGGUUACUCAUGCAACUUACUGCGAGAGGAGAUGACUGAGGUCUUCAUCAUCUCAGGCAACACACCCGAGGACGUCAGAGAGGAACUGAGAAAUGCCAGAACCUCCAUGAAACCAGACGCAGUGGAUUCAAUGUUUUUCCCGCAGAAGACGCUGGUUAACGGUGUGAAAGCGAUCACAGACGAGGUGGUGAAUGGAGAGUACGGCCUGGUCAUCAACGGCCACAGUCUGGCCUACGCCCUGGAGCGCAGCGUGGAGGUGGAGUUCCUGAGGACAGCGUGCAUGUGUAAAGCAGUGAUCUGCUGCAGGGUCACUCCUCUGCAGAAGGCUCAGGUGGUCGAGCUGGUCAAAAAGUACAAGCAGGUGGUCACACUGGCCAUCGGAGAUGGAGCCAACGACGUCAGCAUGAUCAAAGCGGCUCAUAUAGGUGUGGGCAUCUCUGGUCAGGAGGGCAUGCAGGCCGUGCUGUCCAGCGACUACUCCUUCGCCCAGUUCCGCUUCCUGCAGUACCUCCUGCUGGUGCACGGCCGCUGGUCCUACCUGCGCAUGUGCAAGUUCCUGCGCUACUUCUUCUACAAGAACUUCACCUUCACCUUCGUCCACUUCUGGUACGCCUUCUUCUGCGGCUUCUCUGCACAGACGGUGUAUGAUGAGUGGUUCAUAACACUGUACAAUCUGGUGUACACAGCACUACCUGUACUGGGAAUGAGUCUGUUUGACCAGGAUGUGAACUGCAAGUACAGUUUCCAGCAUCCUCAGCUCUACAUCCCCGGUCAACUCAACCUGUACUUCAGCAAGACGGCCUUCUUCAAGUGCGCCCUCCACAGCUGCUACAGCUCUCUGGUGCUCUUCUUCAUCCCCUACGCAGCCAUGCAAGACACGGUGAGGGACGACGGCAAGGACGUCGCCGACUACCAGUCCUUCGCCCUCCUAACCCAGACGUGUCUGCUGUUUGCCGUCAGCAUCCAGUUGGGGUUUGAGAUGUCGUACUGGACGGCGGUCAACACUUUCUUCGUUCUGGGCAGCCUGGCCAUGUACUUUGCUGUCACAUUCACCAUGUACAGUAACGGCAUGUUUCUCAUGUUGCCAUCAGCCUUUUCUUUCAUAGGAACAGCCCGAAACUCUCUGAACCAGCCGAACGUUUGGCUGACGAUCCUCCUCACCUCCACUCUGUGUGUCCUUCCCGUGGUUACCUACCGCUUCCUGUUGAUUCAGCUCUGCCCCACCAUCAAUGACAAGGUGAUGUUCAAGGUGAGACGGACCAAACCAGCACCUUCCCCUCCCGCUCGACGCACCCGUAUCCGCCGCACCAGCUCCCGCCGUUCGGGCUACGCCUUCUCGCACGCGCAGGGCUAUGGUGACCUGGUGACGUCCGGCCGGUUCCUGCGGCGUCCUGCUGUGUCGCGAUCUUCAGCUUUUACCAACGCGGGCCGCACCACCAUGGGCUUCAGUCCCAUGGGACGAUCGGCCGGAUACAGCCCGACGGGACGCCCCCAGGCCGCCAAGGUCGAGGAUGUGGAGGGGAUGUCUCUUCAGAUGUACAGGACUAUCAAAGAUUCCACCCUCUGACAGACAGGAAGAACACGCUAACUGGAAAGCUGAAUGACACAGGCAGUCAGAGGUGUUUAAAGCUCACUUUUGUACAUUUGUUAGCAUGAAGAACUCACUCGGGCUCUCCACAGAACUUCAUGUCAACGAAUUUUCAAAAUCCGUCCCUCAUCUACACAGUCACCCAAGACGUGUUCUGAAGAGCAUGUGACUUUUGCUCUGAGCAUUUUAUUUUGUAGGAGUUUAUCAAAGGGAACUGCAGCAAAAUGUGUAGCUGCCUCUGAUGGGUGCGAGGAAGACUUUCCUUAGAUCAUGAGUGUUCAUGUCAAACAUCCUCAUGCAGAGUGAAGAGAUGAGAGACUGAUGAACGAAGUGUUUCUGACACUAGAAACAGUAACGGUGUGAUUCAUCUUCCAGUAGGAACAACCACAGAAGGGAAAGGAAACAUGUUCAUGCUUCAUGAGAAGGAGAAAAUCAUGUUUACAGACUACCAGGACUUUUGUUGACCCUGGGAGUCCAGAUGCACAGCAGGGCUUUGUACAGAGGAAUCAACCAGCAAAGCCAUGUUGCAUAAGAUAUUUUAAUUUUUGUACCUUAAGCAUCUUUUAUUUUCCUAUCUUAAAGGCUGUGUUAGCAGUUAGCACUUUGGCAGCGUCACACGGCGAUGGGAGAUGUUUGAAAGAUCAUAAACAUCUUUCUUCUCAGUGAAGAAGAAAAACAGAAAAAAAAAAAAAUUGCAGCAGGAUUCAGCAUCUUCAAAAGACAGGGAUAUUUAAAUCAUAAGCAUCAGUGCCACUGAGUAAUGAGACAUACUUUAUAUUUUAAGGGUUUAUAAGUUGUAAGUAAUAGUUUUAUUAUCGAUCAGAAAAUGAAGGAUUAUUGUUUAACAGAAAAUUUACAAAACAUUAAUUUUUGAUCAUCAGUUUGCAAAAACCUUCGUUUGUGGAUGUUUAUCCUUCUCUUGUGUAACUUUUAAAUAGCUCUUCAAAGCAUCUUGAUAGGUUAUUGGUGAUUGGUUUUGACCUCCUAAGGGAUCACAAAUAAAUCUGGGCUGGUCAAGAGGAAGGAAAAAACAUAUUUCUGCUACAAGAAUCAUGUUUGUUUUAUUUCUGACCUCUCAUUAAAAUGUGAAAUACUGAGUAGUUUUCUUCUCCAGGCCCCUAAAAACGAAUCAAAUGAAGCAGUCUGGGAACUUUGUCUUUGUUUGAACUACUCCCAACUCAUGACCAUGGAAAUAACAACAAAUACUUAUGCUACUAGUAAAAUUUAAUGUAUUGACAAGGUUAUUUUGCAUAAAAUUUGUCUUAGUUAACUAGUAAACAAUUUAUAAAGUAUUCCUUAUUACAAAGUGGCACCAAAUCUUCUGCAGGAUGAAAUCUAACCUGUGCCUUGGUGUUAAAGUCAAGGGUUUACAUUCUGAGUUGCUCUCCAAUAAAAGCAACUGAGAGUCUAAAAGGCCGUAUUCCAGCCGGCUGUAUUACAUGUGGAGGUAUCAUGUUUUCAUCAUGUUUAGAUCUAAUUAUUAUAGUUCAAUAUUUUCACCAGAAAAUCCCUCAAAUGCACCUCGAGAUCUGAUUUAUCGUCUGUGGCUGCUGAGCAAACUACAAAAGAAAAAUUCACAUUUUCCCCCCAUAAAACAGCAGGAGAGGUGAACUGCGCGGCUGUGGAGGAACUAAUUUGUAGUACACACCUGUUCAGGUUGUUCACCUUAACAUCAAUCACUCAACAUCUACCCGUGAUCUACCCCACACACUACAGAGUUGACUGCAUGGUCCUUUUAAUCCAUUCAGAGACACAUUAGGAUUCAUAUUCAUCCACAUGUCUGUCAGAGCCGACCACUGGUGAUCAGAUCACACGGGACGCAUUUUAGUGCCAAGUCUGAAAAACACUGCUUAGGUGAUUUAUACCUCAUUUUAGAAUCAGUCUAUCAGAUAUUGCAUCACAUCAUGUAUUUGCUUUUGCUGUUUCCGUAGGUGUGACAGUCAGCUCUGUGGUUAGCAGUGUUUCUAACCAAACAUGUAAAAACACAGAAUGUUUUCACUGUUCUUUCAGCUGACUGAAAACAUGAGCUAACUUAAAAGAAAACACAGAAGGUGCCUUAAUAUUGAAAGAAAAAGAAAUGAAACAAUAAUGGCAAGAAUGUAUGAUGGAAGAUAAGUGUGUUAAAAAUAACAGGUUUUAUGCAACACAGUCAAGGACAAGCAUUCAUUUUCAGGAAACAAUUUUAUUUUUAUACAGUCAGGUUUAUUUUUAGUGAUAACAGCUGGACAGCUGCCACUUUAAUUUAUUAUUUGGUGUGUGAAGGUUUAUAGAAUAGUCCAAAUUAAAUUUUAUUAUUUGCAAAAUAAUUGAUAGUUGCCCAUAUUUUUUAUGCAAUUACUGGUUACUACAAUUCAGUUUAAACUGUUAAACAGCUGAUGGAUGUCUUGACAUUGUAAACCUGUUAAAGCAGCUUUAAUGUUUUGUGUUUGUGAACAUCUGUUACCACAGUGUGACUGAGACAGAAUUGAAUGCACUAACUCUAACCCUGCUGGUGAACCAAUGAUUUUUUAAGGCUUUGUGCGUCAACACAUUUCAAUAUUUACUCUGAAGUGUUCUUCAUGGAAAUAUUUCAGAGUCUGGAUAUGCAGAAGAAACAUUUGUUGCAUGUUUGUAAAAGAUGUUGGAUGUCAGAUGUUACCAGUUUCAUUACACAGGGGCCCAUUUCAUUGUGAGCACUGCUUACACACAGUUCACAGAUUGCGAGGGCUCCACAUUUACAGCUGCACAGCAGCGGAUAAAUAUGCAAAUCAUACAGCGCUCUUAUAUGCUCAUGUGAGGGUUAGAAGAACGUCAUUCAUUUUGAUUAGUCAAACAUCAAAAUGUGCAAGAGAAAAUGAUCUCAUGAUGCAGAUGUGCUGAAACAACCCCUUCAAUCACACCCAGUAGAGCUCUGUGUGCAGUAUUAAUGCAGUAUAAAUGAAUUCAGAGAGGCCACUACAAGGUCAAAUCAUGCAUUGCAAGUAUUUUUUCCAAUAUUACUGUGGUACUUUCCAAAAUAAAUUGCAGCCAUAAAGAUAACUUUAAAUGUUUUGAUGUUUAUCAAUAUAUUCCUAUCAUUAUAUCUCCUGCCCUGAAGACUGAAACUGUAACUUGACCAUUUCUCAAACAUGACAAAAAAAUCGAAUGAUUUUUGAACUGCUCUUCCUCAUAACCAUUUUGUAUAAUUUUGUACUUUAAAAAGUUUAUACUGCAAUAAAAAAGAUCAAGAUGACGUGUCC